CAACCAGCAGCCAGAGAACAGUCAAACCGGGAAUUGUAGUGGUUUUCCUGAAAAACAUUAAAACAUUUUGCACUUCUAGAAGUAAUGAACGGUUUAUAUGGCUAUGGAGAGUUCGAAAAAGAAUCAUCUUUUUUCUCAAUCAUCCAGCGACUGAAUCUUACAUCUGUUUAGGAAGCACGUUAAUGGAUUUGUGUAUGUCAUACUUAAACUAACUCAAGUACAGUCCAAAACUUACACCUUUCCAAUAAUGGCAGUUCAAAGUGGUUACUCCAUUAACUCGACCGCGGAUGACCAUGACAGCGACACUGCACCACUUCUAGAGAAGGAAGUGGAAAAAAUCACAGUGCCUCCCAAAUGCUGCUCUGUACGAUGCAAUCUGGCUGCUAUGAUGUUCUUUGGCUUUGCUGUGGUCUAUGGUCUACGUGUAAAUCUCAGUGUUGCCAUGGUUGCUAUGGUUAAUGACACCAGUAACCAGUCAUCACCCAAUAGCAAUAUAUCGAACGAGUGUCCAGUAUCCACCCAUUCACUUGACAACAACAGCCAAAGUUCAGAACAGCCAGAUGGGAUUCCAAGAUACCAAUGGGAUCCCAAGAUGCAGGGAAUGCUGCUCAGUGCUUUCUUUUUUGGAUACCUGUUUACUCAGAUCCCGGGAGGCUACCUUUCAGGACGCUUUGGAGGAAGCCUGUUCCUUGGUGGUGGUGUGCUUGGAACAGCCGUCCUCACUCUCCUCACUCCACUGUCAGCACAACUUGGAGCCAAGUGGCUGUUUGCCUUGCGUGCACUUGAGGGAUUUGGGGAGGGUGUGACUUUUCCUGCCAUGAUGGCGAUGUGGGCCCGCUGGGCUCCUCCACUGGAGCGGGCUCGUCUGAUGACGUUCUCAGGUGCAGGCUCUAGCUUUGGGGCCUUUGUGGCUCUUCCUCUCACUGGCUUCGUCUGCCAUAGUCUGGGGUGGCCAGCGGUCUUCUACUCCUGCGGAGGUGUCGGGUGCCUCUGGGCAGUGUUUUGGUUUAUCUUGGUGUCAGAUGAACCCCGAACUCACCCAAGAAUUAGUGACAGAGAGAAAGAUUACAUAAUUAACUCAAUAGGUUCACAGGGGAUGCCUCAUGGUUGGUCAGUGCCUGUAUUAUCUAUGCUGUUCUCUGUGCCUCUUUGGGCCAUAAUCAUCUCACAGAUGUGCUCUAACUGGUCUUAUUACACUCUCCUCACCUCACUUCCUACCUACAUGGACACUGUGCUCCACUUUGAUUUGCGACAGAAUUCGUUCCUCUCCGCUCUGCCGUACCUGGCUGGAUGGCUGUUCUCAGUGGGCUCAGGGGUGCUUGCAGACAACCUCCUGGAGAGGGAGCUCCUGAGUGUCACAGCUGUCCGUAAACUCUUCACUUUCAUUGGUCUGUUUCUUCCCGCUGUUUUCCUGCUUGCUGUAGGCUUCACGGGUUGUAGCGGUGUGCUGGCUGUGACAUUUCUCACUUUGUCCAGUGCAUUUGGGGGUUUCAGUGCUGCUGGUGUCUUCAUUAACCAGAUUGACAUUGCUCCACGGUACGCAGGUACACUUCUAGGAAUCACAAACACUUUUGCGACCAUCCCUGGAGUUCUUGCACCAAUUGUAGUGGGUUACUUGACCAAAGAUUACUCAGUUACAGGAUGGAGACACGUGUUCUGGUUGUCUGCAGGGGUGAGCGCCUUUGGAGCCAUCUUUUACGUGAUCUUUGGCACUGGAAAGAUUCAGAGCUGGGCGAGGACAGAUGAGGAAUCUGACACAGAUACACACAAUUAAACAUUCCAGUUGACCAAUUCAGAGGGAUAUGAGUUUUAUCCUAUACUCAACACAUGCUACCAGUCAGAAGUUUGGACAGACUUCAUACUUUUUCAUGAUUUAAAAAAAAAAGAAGUGUUAUUCUAAAGACCAAUAUAAAAUAUUUAUGUAUAUUUAUAUAUAUAUAUA
Carassius carassius (crucian carp) is the source of this 1942-nucleotide messenger RNA. RefSeq names its product sialin-like. The transcript has 11 exons. Gene Ontology annotation, biological process: monoatomic anion transport; transmembrane transport. The coding region runs from base 248 to 1774 and encodes 508 amino acids. NCBI's taxonomy places the organism in Eukaryota, Metazoa, Chordata, Actinopteri, Cypriniformes, Cyprinidae. The record is from RefSeq and is a predicted model, not a curated record. Gene Ontology annotation, molecular function: transmembrane transporter activity.